Molecule: messenger RNA, 2915 nt
Organism: Panonychus citri (citrus red mite)
Lineage: Eukaryota; Metazoa; Arthropoda; Arachnida; Trombidiformes; Tetranychidae
Exons: 3
Coding region: 419-2044 (541 amino acids)
Molecular function (GO): protein dimerization activity
Source: RefSeq, a predicted model, not a curated record
GGAAUGAUGAAAAGUAUAGAUAAAAGGAUGAGGAAAAAAGUGAUGCGGAGCAAUUGUGAUAGUCCGAUGAGACCAUCUGUCCUAACAUCAUCAUCGCCAUCAAUAGUGAUCAUAUACAGAAAGAGAGAGAGAGAGAGAGACAACAAUCAAUCCGAAUUAUUUGAUUGUUAUAAUUGUAUCACCACAAUUGUAUCAUCAUCGUGAACAACAAUCAAAAUAGUAACAAUAUAAAGUUAAAGUGUCAAUUAUUUGAAAGUUUUUGUGAAACAAGUGGCAACCGUUUAUUGGCAUAUAAACAAUCACAACAACAGUGAUUAACAAUCAACAAUUACAUUGGCUAAUCAAAAUAAGGAAUAAAAAAAUAUAUAUCAUUUGGUAAAUUAAAGAUGAUGAAUACUAAUUAUUUCAUUAUUAACUCAUGGUCUCGAAGAUGAAGCAACAACAAGAUUCAACUUCGUCACCAAUUUCAACAUCUCCAUCAUUACAAUCAGCAUCUUCUCUUGCAUCACUGCCACCGCCAUCGUCAUCAUCAUCAUCACCAGCAUCCAUCAUUAAGGCUACUUCAUUGAAUAAUCUUCUAAUGGAAGGUCUUGUUCAAAGUGGACAUCAUAAUCAUCACCAUCAUCACCUUAAUCAUCAUUUAAUUUCACCUUCUUCAAGUGAGAUCCCAUCACCUCCAAUCAUGAUUCCAAGUCACCAUCACCAUCAUCAUCAUCCUUUGCACCAUUCCCAUGGUUCAUCAUCUGGACUUCAUCAUCUCUCUCAUCAUCAUCAUCACCAUUUAAAUAUAAUUAAUUCGCAUCAUCAUUCAACACAAUUAAUUCUAAAUAACAUAGUUAAUUCAUCUUCAUCCUCAUCUUCACCUCCCUCAGCGGGUAAUCCUAAUUCCAAUAACGAACCAAUAUCAUGUCCAUCACCUCCAUCAACAACUGACGGUGAUUCGUUAAUUGAACCAGUUAAUUCUGGCGAUGAAUCAAACUCCGAACGUAAAUUAAUUGAUUUCAAUUGUUCACCAAAUUCACCUCAAGUAAAUACAUCAAGUGGACCUUUAUUAUCGUUAACUAAUUAUCAAAAAUUACACAAUACCAAUAAUGCUAAUAGUGGUUUAAGUGGCCACCAUAUAAUUCACAAUAAUAGCUCAUCAAAUAAUCAAUCAACAACCAAUGGAUCUCCAAAUAAUUUAUCAAUUGGAAUCCCUAAUGGUGAGAUUAGUGUUAAAUCAUCUUCUUCCUCAUCAUAUCACCAUCACCAUAAUCCUCAACAUCCCUUUCUCAAUGGUAAAAGAUGUUCACCUCCUUCACCUGUAAUCGAUUGUGAAAACAACUACGAAGGUACAACGGCCACAAUUAAACACGAAAACGGAUGUGGUAAUAAUCUACCUGUUGUCACCAAGAAGAUGAGACAAGCAAAGACAGUAAGCAAUUCUUUUGCUGCUAAUGCUAAUUCUAUGCUUUUGGAAUCAGGAGGAUCAAUGAAGGUUCGAUUGAGUAUAAAUGCUCGAGAAAGGCGACGAAUGCACGAUCUGAACGAUGCUCUUGAUGAACUUCGAUCUGUUAUUCCAUAUGCUCAUUCCCCUUCCGUUAGAAAACUGUCCAAAAUAGCGACUCUCUUGUUGGCCAAAAAUUAUAUUCUAAUGCAGGCAAAUGCUUUGGAGGAGCUUCGAAGGAUAAUUUCCUACAUGAACCAAUCGGGAAUCCCUUUGCCCGCUGGAAUGGCCGCUGCUUGUGCCGCUGCAGCUUCAAUACCAUCGUUAACUAAUCAAUUUAACGGUGAACAACAAUCUUCAUCAUCAAUAAGUCUAAUUAAUCAAAAUCAUCGUCGUUCAUCAUCACCGCCUCUUUGUGAAUCAAUUCCAACAACACCAACAUUAAGUGGUACAAAUUCAACAACUGAUCUUAACAACAAUCUAAUCAACAAUCCUAAUAACGGAAUCUCUCAAUCUGAUUCACCAUUGGUUCCAAUCACUGGACUAAUUGACCGAUCAGUAACCGAUAAAUUAGUUCCAGUGAGACCGAUUAAUUGUUCACAAAGGAAUGAUAAAUAAUUAAUCCACAAUUCCCAAAACACCAACUCCAAAAACCCACAAUUAGAAUUGAUAAUCAACAUGAAAGAAAAAAAAGAGAAAGAGAUUAAUAAGUUAAUCUUAUAACUAACGUCACAGAUUAAAUUGUUAAUCAACAUCUCUAUUAAAAGGUAAACAAAUAAAUUAACAAUCAGUCUGAUUCCCUCAUAAUUUAAAAUCCACAAUCAAUAGAAUCACUAAGAAUCAUUUUCCUAUCACAAUUUAACAAGAAAAAAACAACCACUUUUACGAAAAGUCAUGGUGGUUAUUCAUCAUCAAGAAAAAAAAGAGAAUCAACAAAAUCAAGUAACCAAAUUGCCAACAAUCAAUUAUAAUCGAUAAUGUUUUUCCCAUUAAAUAAACAUAAGCUCCAAUCAAUUAUCAACAAGCAACCAAAUCCCAUGUAAUGAUAAUCAAGUAAAUCACCAUCACCUCCUCUUUACAAUUAUAAACUCGAGCAAAAAGUUUCCACCCCACUCCGACUUUCACCACCUCCAGUGAUCAUUAUGAUUCCCACAAUUAAGACUGUGAUUAUGAUUUUUUACUUGUAUUCCUACAUUGAGAGUUUUUUUUUCUGCUUUUUCUUGUUCACUUUGAUUCUCUUUUAAUUAGGUUAAUUGUGUCACCGAUGAACGCGCGCGUGUGUGUUGUAUGCAACAUACGUGUUAAAAUAUCGGCGCGUGUUGUAAAGUCAAAACCUGCUCUCUUUCAAUAAUAAUCAUCUCCAUGUCCAUUUACAGUUUUCUUACCAUAACAAUUUAAUCACAUUUAAAGCUCAUCUCAAUUUCCACUCUAUUGUCACCCUACCUGGUUAAAUCAUCGACAUCAUUUCCACAUCCUCUUCCUGAUUAUC